Molecule: messenger RNA, 378 nt
Organism: Lactuca saligna
Lineage: Eukaryota; Viridiplantae; Streptophyta; Magnoliopsida; Asterales; Asteraceae
Source: the annotation of a GenBank genome assembly
AUGUCCGUGAUAGAACACAUUCCAGAUACACUAACUAUACCCAAAACCUGGUUUCGUUUUGUCUCAAAGUCACAUCUGAUAGGGCUUGGAGAAACCCCGCCUUAUUACCCAGGAGCACUACGUCACGUCUUACCACAUGCUGCACAUAUCUAUGUCAACCCAGAUAUACCAGAAACAACAUCUCUUAUAAACCUAUACAAACUCUCGGUUAUCAUCACCGAUGCUACGAACACCAUAUCCGUAGUUAUAUCAGAGACAUCAUGUCAGAAGCUUCUAAGGUCAUCCCUUGACAAAUUUAUAUCCGACAACCCACUGGCAAAUGGAAACAUCCUACCCCGUCCAUCACCGACCACAAAGGAGAAACAAAAACAAUGUUAA